AUGCGGCCUGUAUCAACGGCAGACCUAUCUGGGAGACAUAUAACGCGCCUGCACGCGCUGCGAUGGGGCACCAUUGCACGCGCCGAGGACGUCGUGCCGCCAGUGCCGGCGGCCGCUGCUUCAAACGACUGGGGCCAUCUGCCGCUCUCGGUCGUGCUGCCGAACGGCCACGAGUUCGAGGUCACAUGGCUGAUCUCCCGUGACGCGGCGGCCGACGCGCCACCGCCCGGCCAAACGCAGCAGCUCAACCUCGCAGCGGGCGCUGCGGCCGCGGCGCCCGAGCGCGGCGUCGCAACCGCCGUGCUGCCGCUCCAGGCGUUUGUUGAGGAGCGCCGCCGGCAGCUGCAGUGGCACCGGCAGCUGCAGGAGCAGCUCGAGCGGCAGCUGCAGCUGAGGCACCCGCCGGCCCCGCCGGCGCCGGCCCCGCCCCUCGCCCCGGCGGCGCCGGAGCCGCUUGAACUGUCGGAGCCGCGCGGCCCGCGCGCCUUCGAGCCGGGCCGCCGGUCGCCGCGGCGGCGGCAACUGAACAGGGAGCGCUACUGGCAGGAGGAGUUCCGCGGCCUCCUGCCCGCGAUCAGCCGGGCGCGCUCGGCGCAGGCCCUAGCGGAGCUCGUGCUGCCGCUCGCGCCGCGGCUGAAGGCCGCCGCAGUUUCUUACGCGCUGCAGCGCCUGCGCGCGAUUACAGAAGCGCCCGUCCCCAGCCCCCAGCAUGCCGGCGCCGGCGCCGGCCGCGGCGCCGCGGCUUCAAGGGAAGGCGGCGCCGCCGCCAGCUGCGGCGGCGGGGCGGAGGCGGAGGGCGGACGGGACGCGUACCGCGCAGCUGAGGCGCAGCUGCUGCAGUUGCAGAUGGAUUACGAGCGGCGGCGCCGGGAGGAGGACGAGGGCGCAGCCGGGGGGUUGUUAUCCGAGGAUGAGCAGCAGCAGGAGCAGCAGCAGGAGCAGCAGCAGGAGCAGCAGCAGGAACAGCAGCGGGAGCAGGGGCAGGAGCAACGGUUGGGGGCCGCGCAGCCCGUGGAGUCCAUGCUGCUGCUGGCGCUCUUGCAGCGCAGCCGGCAGCUGCGGGGCGAGGUCCCCCCCGCCGCCCUGUCCGCAGCGGCGUCCGCGGCGCAGUCUUGCGGCUUCCGGCACCCGGGGGCGCUGCAGUGGCUCGGCGCGGAGGCGGAGAGGCAGCUGAAUCAGCUCACGCGGCUGCGGAUACUGUUGGACUCGGCCACGCAGUGCGGCAUGCGGGGCCGCGAGGGCAUGGCGCGCGCGCUCGUGCGGUCGCUGGCCGAGUGGGCGGCGCUGGACGCGUGGCGGCCGCUGGAUUCAGGGGAGCUCGGCGCGGCGCGGCGGGAGCUGCGGCUUCGGCAGCGGCAGGAGCAGCAGCAGCAGGGGCAGCAGCAGCAGGGGCAGCAGCAGCAGGGGCAGCAGCAGCAGGAGCAGCAGCAAGAGCAGCAGCAGGCGGAGGAGGAUGAGUUUGAGCGCGUGCCGGGCUCGGUGUACGCGCGGCGGGACAAGCUGCGGCGGCAGCUGUAUGGCCGCCGCGCCGUCGCGCUGCUGUCAUCCAUGGAGCGCUGCUCUGCGCCGCCGCCGCCGCCGCUGCUGCGGUGGCUGCUGCGGCGCUAUCUUAUUGGAGUUUGA
This is a messenger RNA of Monoraphidium neglectum, 1623 nucleotides long. RefSeq lists its product as hypothetical. Lineage: Eukaryota; Viridiplantae; Chlorophyta; Chlorophyceae; Sphaeropleales; Selenastraceae. The record is from RefSeq and is a predicted model, not a curated record. The transcript has 3 exons. The coding region runs from base 1 to 1623 and encodes 540 amino acids.